CGUAGGGAGUCAGUUAAACUGUGUAGACUGAGGUUGGAGCACUGUGGGCUAAAUAAUUUUUUAUGUAUGGUAGAAAAAACAUGUCUGUGGAUUGUGUGACUGUAGAAGGUAUACGUUAGGGCUGAAAGAAAAGAACUUUAUGUUAAACUGACAGAAUUAGGAGUUAGAGUAUUGUCUAUUUUAUCUUUGCUUGUAUACAGUGACAAACAUCAACUGAUCUCUGAAGCAGUUCUUCAGUUCUUGCAUGAUACAGGACCGUGUAUGAGAAUUUAAUUCAAAGAUUGACCUGUGAAGGGCAGUAACAAGCCUAGAAGUGUCCACACUGCCGGAAGAAGAAGAAGAAGGAUCUGAGCAUUGUCACUAAAAACGAUGAUUUUUAAUAAGGUUUUGAGGGCAGGUUUUCAGGCUGGACUUAGGUUUCAGAGUACUGGACCUCAAGCCAGUGCCAGAGCAGCUACUGCUGCAUUGAAAGAAUCUCUUGGAGGCUUCAGCUUUGAACUAACUGACCAGCAGAAAGAGUUCCAGGAGGUGGCAAGAAAGUUUGCACGUGAGGAGAUUGUCCCAGCUGCCCCGUCAUAUGACAGAAGUGGUGAAUAUCCAUUUCCUCUCAUUAAGAGAGCAUGGGAGUUGGGUCUAAUGAAUGGACAUAUUCCAGAGGACUGUGGUGGAAUGGGUCUGGGCAUAUUUGAUGCCUGUCUCAUCACAGAAGAACUGGCCUUUGGCUGCACUGGGGUACAGACAGCCAUUGAGGCAAACUCUCUGGGACAAAUGCCCGUCAUUAUUGCUGGUAAUGAUGCCCAGAAGAAGAAAUAUUUGGGCAGAAUGACAGAAGAACCACUAAUGUGUGCAUACUGUGUGACCGAGCCGGGAGCAGGCUCUGAUGUGGCUGGGAUAAAGACCCGGGCUGUUAAGAAAGGAGACGAGUAUGUGGUCAAUGGUCAGAAAAUGUGGAUCACCAAUGGAGGAAAAGCAAACUGGUACUUCCUGCUGGCCCGCACAGAUCCCGAUCCCAAAUGCUCUGCUAGCAAGGCUUUCACAGGCUUCAUUGUUGAAGCUGACACCCCAGGAGUCCAGCCUGGCAGAAAGGAAUUAAACAUGGGCCAGAGAUGCUCAGACACCAGGGGCAUCACGUUUGAAGAUGUAAGAAUCCCGAAAGAGAAUGUUUUGAUUGGAGAAGGAGCCGGCUUCAAGAUUGCCAUGGGUGCAUUUGACAAGACUAGACCACCAGUGGCUGCAGGUGCCACAGGACUUGCACAGAGAGCACUGGAAGAGGCCACAAAGUAUGCUUUGGAAAGAAAGACUUUUGGCAAGUUUAUUGCAGAGCACCAGGCUGUGUCAUUCCUUCUGGCUGAAAUGGCCAUGAAAGUUGAACUUGCCAGAAUGGCCUAUCAGAGAGCAGCCUGGGAAGUGGAUCAGGGCCGCAGGAACACCUACUAUGCCUCGAUCGCUAAGGCCUUUGCUGGAGACAUUGCAAACCAGUGUGCCACUGAUGCCGUCCAGAUCUUUGGUGGGAAUGGUUUCAAUAGUGAAUAUCCUGUGGAGAAGCUGAUGAGAGACGCUAAGAUUUACCAGAUUUAUGAAGGGACUGCGCAAAUCCAAAGGCUCAUCAUCUCAAGAGAACACCUUGGGAAAUUCAAACAAUGAAACUGUAAACUCAGGACUUCCAUGCCAUAAACAAACUGUUUGGUUGAGUGUCUUUUGUACAUGUUUUUUUUUUUUUUUUUGAUCAAUAGAUCUCAGGAUUGUAUCUCACAGAUUGUAAAUUGCCUACACUGAUCUCCAGUUGCCUUAUGUCAUAUCAGCAUGUCUUGCCGUCUUUGUGUUGAACAACUACGUUGCUCAAAGCUGAACAAAGUAACAUAGUUACACAGCUCUUCCUCAGAUUCUUUUUGUAACUGAUUAUGUCCUCAAAACAAAAAUAAACAAUCUCCUUUAAAAA
Molecule: messenger RNA, 1939 nt
Organism: Cyprinus carpio (common carp)
Lineage: Eukaryota; Metazoa; Chordata; Actinopteri; Cypriniformes; Cyprinidae
Gene: acadm
Product: acyl-CoA dehydrogenase medium chain
Exons: 12
Coding region: 370-1644 (424 amino acids)
Biological process (GO): medium-chain fatty acid catabolic process; fatty acid beta-oxidation
Cellular component (GO): mitochondrion
Molecular function (GO): medium-chain fatty acyl-CoA dehydrogenase activity; flavin adenine dinucleotide binding
Source: RefSeq, a predicted model, not a curated record